AUGAGCUGGCCUUUUUAUAUCGCAGGGGCUUUAAUGCUCCCGAACGUUAUCACACAAACAAUAUUGUUAGUUAGGAAAAAGAAGUUGGGUUCGUCAUCAGCCCUAGCAAUCUCUUAUUUAAUGAAUAUCGGCUGGGGAUUACUGUUUUCUCUUAUGACAGAUAACAAAACAAUACAGAAGAUAUCUUUUUCAUGUCUUGGCAUUGGUGCUAUCCUAAUACUUGUUCCACUUGAUCAAUGCAUUUCUACAUGGUUUGAUAAAUGGCAUUGCAUAAUGUUCGAAAUUAUCAAUGGACAACAAUCGAAAGAAGAAUUUAUCAAUACAAUAUGUACAAACCGAGCCCAGCCAGCAAGAAUUUCUGUUUAUGGAUUUUAUUCUUAUAAGCAUAUUCACAAAAAAAGCGGCCAUAGUAAAACGGUAUGGAGUACACCAUUUUCUAAAAGAAUUGUUAUUCCAUACAAAUCUUGGCAAGAAGAUUCGAAUCCGAUUCGCGUAAACGAAACCGAAAUCAUGCAUACAAUGUGUGGAUAUGAAUUCGAACUAGAUGAUGAAUUGAAGGAAACUAUAAACAAGGUUCGCUUAGAAUUAUGGAAAAAAGUUCAUAAUAAAGGAGAUAAGAAUGGAGUUUCUGUACGUAUUAGAAUUCCAGAUUUACAGCAAAAUGCUGUAGGAUUCUUUGGAGACGAACCUCCUACCGUUAUGAAGUUUUAUCUCUCAUGUGGAGGAUGUCUGUUAUGGUUAUUGACAGCUUUAGCAGGUUAUCAAUAUCUCUACGAAUACAUUUGGGCCGUAACAGGUGUUGAUAUGAAAAUCACUCUUGUCAAAAAAUUUUCUUCGAAAGAAGGAAAAUAUCGCUGCAAGUUUGAGGAACUUGAUAAAAAAGCUGCACUUGAAACGUUCCGUAAAGAAGAUGGUAGCAUGUACCUUAAAGAAGGUUCAUUCGAAAUUACGCCAUUAGAACCUUAUGAUUUCAAUCCAAACUUUUACAUUUAUGGUACAACUCCACCUCAAAGAAAGGGAAUAGUUGAUAAUGUCGAAGAAGAGGAAGAGGAAGAGGAAGAAGAAUCUGAUUCAAAAAAGAAGAAGAAACAAUCGAAACAUCCUCCACAAGCUCAAGCAUCACCACCCCAACUUCAGGCCCCUCCUCCAGGAUUCCAACAAGCACCUCCGCCUCCUCAAGUUCAAGCACCACCUCCUCAGUUCCAACAAGCUCCUCCACCACAAAACCAAGUUCAAGCUCCUCCACCACCUCAAUCCCAACAAAUCCAGGCUCCGCAAAAUCAACCUCCUUCACCACAGGUUCAAGAAGAGCAAAAGCCAACUCCACAAGAACCGCCGAAACAAGAGCAACCAGUUGCCCCUCAAAGCCAGGAACCUCCGUCUCAACAGCCUCAAAGUGCCCAAAAUUCACAGCAAAAUCAACCUCAACAAAGUCAGGCACCUUCUCAACAACCUCAACAGCCUGGACAGUAUCCUUAUGGAUAUCCUCCACAAGGUCAGUAUCAACAAUAUCCUCCAGGCCAAUACCAGCAAUAUCCAUAUCAGCAAUACCCUCAAGCUCCUUAUCAACAGUAUCCAGGAUAUCAGCAAUACCCACCUUACCAACAACAAGGAUAUGGGCAGCCAUAUCCUCAACAGUAUCCAGGAUAUGGACAGCCUCAGCAGCAAGGAUAUGGACAACCUCAACAACAACAACAGUCUCAGCCUCAACAAUAG
Trichomonas vaginalis G3 is the source of this 1716-nucleotide messenger RNA. Its product is annotated as transmembrane protein 151-like protein family. The coding region runs from base 1 to 1716 and encodes 571 amino acids. The record is from RefSeq and is a predicted model, not a curated record. The transcript has a single exon. Lineage: Eukaryota; Parabasalia; Trichomonadida; Trichomonadidae.